UACCAAACACACUCUAAACAAGAAGCAAAAAAGAAGAAAAUGAGUGUGUCAAUGGAGUUGUUAUCUGCUGGCUUUAGUACUUUGCCCUUGAAAAGACCCCCUUUCUGUUCAUCUUCUUCAAUGGCUUUGUUAGCUCCAUCUUUAAAGUUCAAAUCUUUAUUGCUUAAACCUAGUGGUCACAGAUUGUCUUUUGAAUCUUCAAGGGCUUUUGUCCCAAAAGGGCUUGGUGUUGGUUUUCUUUCUGGGAAUUCGUUGAAUCGACCAAUCGUGGCAUUUGCUACCUCUCACGAGGAUUCUCAUUCAAAGAUUGAAGUGAAAAAGGAAAGCGAAGAUAGAAAAUUAGGGGGCGAAGAAUCAGAGGAAGUAUGGAAACAGACACUGGAGUCAUUCAAAGAACAAGCUUUGAAGUUGCAAAGUGUUUCACAAGAAGCAUAUGAGAUCUACUCAAAGAAAACCAUGGUUGUUUUGCAAGAAACUUCAGAGAAGUUAAAAAUUCAAGCAGAGAAGGCAAAAAGUGAUUUGGGCGAGCUAGCAAAGGAGUUUGGUGAAGAUAGUAUACAGUUACUCACGGUGGCUACAGAGAAUUCUCCAGAAUCAGUGAAGGAGGUUGUUGAAACAUUAACUUCCUCGACUGAUAAUUUGAACGAUGUUUCUAAAGUCCGCGAUUUCCAUCUUGGAAUACCAUAUGGUUUAUUACUUUCUACUUCUGGAUUUCUCUCAUUCAUGCUGUCCGGAAGCAUCUCUUCCCUUAGGUUUGGUGUCAUUCUUGGCGGCAUGCUUCUGGCUUUAAGUGUAUCAAGUUUAAAAUCUUACAAAAGAGCAGAGCCAUAUUCCUUAGCCUUGAAAGGACAGGCAGCAAUAGCAGCUAUCAUCUUUCUUCGGGACAUUAGCAUCAUACUGACUCGGAGAACUUCAUUUCUUACUCCUCUUGCAACCCUCAUCAGUGGUGCAAUGGCUGCAUUCUAUCUAUAUAAGAUUGCCUUGGAUGGUAAGCAGAGUAAAGGGUCAGACUUGGGACACGGAGCAGAAGGUUGAUGCAUUUAUUCCACGGGUAGAAGGUUUACGAGAUUAAAGUAGCUCUGGAAGAGCAAGAUGGGAUCCCAUAAAACAAUGUUUGGUUCUGGAGCGUAUGAUUACAGAUUAUGGGUGUUUUAUCAAUUUUUAGUUUGUGUUAUCAGGGAAUGGGAGAAGUGACAAUACUCUGGUGGAUUUUUCUUUUCCUUCGAUGUGCUGAAAUUACCGGUGUUCUCUCCCUCCAAUAUAGGGUUGUAUUGAUAUCUGUUCAUCACAUAGUGGCUAGUUAUUUUGUUUUUACUCCUACUUGUAUAUAAAAUGCUUGCAGAAUCUUGUUUCCAGCCAGAAGGCUUUCCCUGUAAUUAUUAAUUAUCAUUAACCACUGCCCUUGGAGAAA
Molecule: messenger RNA, 1411 nt
Organism: Populus nigra (black poplar)
Lineage: Eukaryota; Viridiplantae; Streptophyta; Magnoliopsida; Malpighiales; Salicaceae
Product: protein FATTY ACID EXPORT 3, chloroplastic-like
Exons: 7
Coding region: 40-1035 (331 amino acids)
Cellular component (GO): membrane
Source: RefSeq, a predicted model, not a curated record